CGUGUUCACAACGCGUCUUCCUUUUUUUUUAACUUCGUCCCUUGCUUUUUCCGUUAUCCAAAACAACAACAACAACAACAACAAACAACAACACGAUUCACGACGCUUCUGCCUUUGCAUUUUAUUUUUCACAAAAUUCAAGGAAGAACUUUUGCAUAAAUUUCAGUCCUUUUUUUCUCUGUGUAAGAGAGAUUGUUAGUUAUCGUGUUUUGUAAGGCAAUCUUCAUUAACAGCACACCUUGUUCUUCUUCUUCUUCUCCUACCCACCCAAUCAAUUCUGCCGGCUGUUUUGUUUUUGUUUUCUUUUUUAUCUCCUCGCCUCGGUUUUAGCAAAACACCCUUCUUUUUUUAGUUAUCUUCUUCCUCAAGCAAAUUCUUUUCUCUGUGAUCUUUUUUGGAGAUUAAACAAAACAAAAAAAAAAGUUGGGAUUUUUUUUCAUUCUUGUUCUUGUUGUUGUGGUUGUGAUGAUGAGAAGGGGGGAGCGAGAUCAGCAGCAAUCUAGGGUUUUUUACGAUCUAUCUUCUCUUGUUUUGAAUCUUCUCCGUUCACCUCCUAUGCCUAUAUCUUUCCCCGACGAUCAGUUCUCCGAUCCUCCUCCUCCUAGAAUUCGUCCUCGUCCUCCUCAUACCUCUUCGCAUCAUCGUUUCUCUUCGUUGUCGUCGUCGUCUCCUUCCUUGGCCCAUAUUUCACCGUCUGGGUUCGCGUCUUUGCUGCUUGGUAUAUCUGUGGCUCUUAUGCUUUGUGGAUCUGUUACUUUCUUCAUCGGCUUUCUUUUGUUGCCUUGGGUUCUCGCUCUUAUCAUGGUUUUCUAUGUCGCUGGGAUCGUCUCCGCCAUUUCCAUGGUUGGGAGGUCCAUUCUCUGUUACGUCUUGACGCCUCCUUCUUUCUCCUCCGGAAAGCAGAUUUCUGAAUGGAAGCUUUUGUGAAGUGACAAACCAAUAAAAAAAAAGAAAAACAGAGCAAGGCUGGACAAAACGAAGAAGAAGAAGAAGAAGAAGAAGGGGAUUUGAUUAUAUAACCUUUAUAUAUAUCCAAUAGAGAGUUUCUAUAUGUUCUUUAUCUUGUAUUUGGGGGUUGGGGGAAAAUCAUGUGGAUAUUGGGGGAAGUUUUAUAACUUUACUUAUCAAAAAGAAUUUUCUAUUUUACUUUUAGAGAUAGAGAAAAGGCUUCUGAUAUUUGUGUGUGUUUUAAUGGAUAUGGGUUCUUUUUAUGUAACAUUACUUCUUAAAGCAUACAAAGAUUUUAGGAUUUCUA
Messenger RNA from Camelina sativa (false flax), 1255 nucleotides. RefSeq lists its product as uncharacterized. Lineage: Eukaryota; Viridiplantae; Streptophyta; Magnoliopsida; Brassicales; Brassicaceae. The record is from RefSeq and is a predicted model, not a curated record.